This is a messenger RNA of Vavraia culicis subsp. floridensis, 3732 nucleotides long. RefSeq lists its product as uncharacterized. NCBI's taxonomy places the organism in Eukaryota, Fungi, Microsporidia, Pleistophoridae. The transcript has a single exon. The record is from RefSeq and is a predicted model, not a curated record. Gene Ontology annotation, molecular function: DNA binding; ATP binding; DNA topoisomerase type II (double strand cut, ATP-hydrolyzing) activity. Bases 1 to 3675 code for a protein of 1224 amino acids. Gene Ontology annotation, cellular component: nucleus. Gene Ontology annotation, biological process: resolution of meiotic recombination intermediates; DNA topological change; sister chromatid segregation.
AUGGAAAAAAAAACAAUCGAGCAGCUUUACCAGAAGAAGACACCGAUAGAGCACAUUCUUUUGCGACCCGAGACGUAUAUCGGAUCGGUUGAUCAUCACACACAACCGAUGUACGUCCUGGAGAACGGCAAGAUUGUAUCAAAAUCGAUUACAUACGUGCCCGGCCUGUACAAAAUUUUUGAUGAAAUUCUCGUGAAUGCUGCCGACAACAAAAUAAGGGACCCGUCUAUGAGCAAGCUGUGCGUAGAUGUGGUGGACGACAGAAUUUCUGUGUGGAACAACGGAAAGGGCGUGCCCAUACAGAUGCAUAAGAAAGAGAAGGUGUACGUUCCCGAGCUGAUAUUCGGCCAGCUGCUCACAUCAUCGAACUACGAUGACAAGGAGAAGAAGGUUACCGGUGGCAGGAACGGAUAUGGUGCUAAGCUGUGCAACAUCUUUUCCUCUGAGUUUAUCAUCGAAACGGCGGACUCGAAAGAAAAUAUGACCUACUACCAGCGGUACACGGACAAUAUGUCUAAGAGGGAGGAGCCUGUAAUUACGAAGCAGAGGGUGAGAGAGUCGUUCACCAAGAUUACGUUUGUGCCUGAUUUGAAGCGAUUCAAGAUGGAACAUCUGGACGAGGACAUCGUGUCGCUGCUGAAGAAGCGUGUAUAUGACAUGUGUGCUACGAUUAAGAAGGUAAAAGUGUUUCUCAACGGCGAGCAAAUACCGAUCGUGUCAUUUAAGCAGUACGUGUCUUUGUACCUGGCCGAUGAUGUGAAGGUCGUGCAUGAAGUCGUAAAUGAGCGCUGGGAGGUAGCCGUUGUUCUGAGUGACGAGCAGUUUCAGCAGGUGUCGUUCGUGAACUCGAUUUGCACGAUCAAGGGAGGUACGCACGUCAACCAUGUGCUUGAUCAGCUCGUUGAUCCAGUGAUCGAGAGGGUGCAGAAAAAGGAUAAGAGCUUGGUGAUUAAGCCGUUUUUCGUGAGAAACAGCGUUUUUGUUUUCGUGAACGCCUUGAUAGAAAACGCUGCCUUUGACUCGCAGACGAAGGAGACACUUACGCUGCGUGUAAGCAGUUUUGGCAGCCGAUGCACCUUGAGCGAUGAUUUUGUGAAGCAAACGGUCGCAAUCCUCUCGGAUAGAGUGCUUUCGCAAGCACUUGCCAAGAUGAGCAAGCAACUCAAGAAAACAGACGGGUCUAAGAGUAGCAAAAUAACUGGCGUGGAAAAGCUGAGCGAUGCCAAUCUUGCUGGCACCAAAAACUCGCACAAGUGCUCGCUUAUUCUCACAGAGGGGGACUCUGCCAAAACGCUUGCCAUAAGUGGCCUGUCGGUGGUGGGAAGGGACCACUACGGCGUGUUUCCUCUGCGUGGUAAGUUGUUGAACGUGCGCGAGGCCAAUCACAAACAGAUCAUGGAGAACGAAGAGCUGAACAAUCUGAAAAAAAUACUGGCGCUGCAGCAUCACAAGGAGUACACGUCGACGGAGAGUCUGAGGUACGGCCACGUCAUAAUAAUGACCGAUCAGGAUCAUGACGGCUCGCAUAUCAAGGGCCUGAUAAUCAACUUUUUCGAUCAUUUCUUUCCGUCUCUCCUCAGGAUCGAAGGUUUUCUCAAGGAGUUUAUCACACCUAUUGUGAGGGUGACAAAGAAAAAGCGAUCGCGCACACAGAACGACAAUCCGGAGGACGAUUCGGAUGUGCAAGAAGUGCCAAGGAACAGCACCAGGACAGAUCACUCUGUGGGAACGGUUAUUGAUUUCUUCACCAUUCCAGAAUAUGAGGACUGGAAAAACAGCACUCCAGACGUAAAAAAUUGGUCGGUCAAGUACUACAAGGGAUUGGGUACGAGCACUUCAAAGGAUGCAAAGCAAUACUUCAGCAAUCUGGACAAGCAUAUAAAGUCGUUUACCCUGCUCACGACAGAGGACAAAUCGCUGAUAGACCUGGCAUUUAACAAGAAGAAGGCUGAUGAUAGAAAGUUAUGGCUCAAAAACUGCGUGCCAGGCACUUUUCUUGAUCACAGCGUGCAUAAAAUACCAAUCAAGGACUUCAUUAACAAAGAGCUCAUUUUGUUCUCUAUGGCAGAUAAUGUGCGUAGCAUACCUUCCAUGGUGGAUGGUUUUAAGCCUGGACAGCGAAAAGUGAUGUACUGUUGCUUUAAGAGGAAUCUUAAAUCCGAGAUUAAGGUUGCCCAGCUCGUGGGUUAUGUUGCCGAGCACUCGGCAUAUCACCACGGCGAGAUGAGUUUGCAGCAGACGAUUAUCAAGCUUGCACAUGAUUUUGUUGGGAGCAACAAUGUCAACCUGCUUGAACCAGCCGGUCAAUUCGGCACGCGCCUGCAAGGUGGCAAAGAUGCGGCUUCCGCACGUUACAUUUUUACAAAUCUGGCGAAUAUUACCCGAAAGAUAUUCGUAGAGAGCGAUGAUGCUCUUCUGAAUUAUAUCAUAGAGGAUAACCUGAAAAUAGAACCUGCAUUUUACGUUCCUAUCGUGCCAAUGGUGCUUGUGAACGGUGCUGAUGGUAUUGGUACGGGGUGGUUGACCAAGAUACCGAACUAUGACCUGCUUGAACUCAUCGAUAACAUAAAGUUGUUGCUCGAUGGACAGGAAAUGAGAACGAUGGUACCAUUUUACAGAGGCUUUAAGGGCGAAAUAGAGGAUUUGGGCGGCAAGAAAUACCGGAUAAGCGGUAUUUACGGCGUUGAGGAAGAAAGUCUAACGAUCACCGAGCUGCCAGUGAAGAUAUGGACACAGACGUACAAAGAGUUUCUGGAGAAAAAGAUUGAAAAAGGUGAGGUCAAGGAGUUCAGGGAAUACCACACUGAGAGGAACGUACACUUUGAGGUAUCAGUGACAGUUAGUGGCGAGUUGGAGAAGAAAUUCGGUCUGAGCACGAUAAGCAUCUUCAACAAUUUCGUGUGUUUUGAUCGGCACGGCAAGAUAAAGAAGUAUGACAGUGCUGAAGAAAUUUUGAAAGAGUUUUACAGCAUACGGUUGGAGUUCUACAAUCUACGAAAAGAGUACCUGCUCAAAACACUUGAAGAAGAGCUCAGAAAAUUGGAGAAUAAGGUACGGUUUAUUAGAGAAGUUGUGAAUGGCACACUGGUGGUGUCCAAGCGGAAGAAGGCAGAUAUAAUUGCAGAACUGGAACAGAAAGAGUACCACAAGAUUGACGAUACGUAUGAUUACCUGCUUAACAUGUCCAUACUUUCUCUUACACUGGAGAAGAUUGAUAGAUUGAACGAGGACUGGCAAAGUACACAGAGGGAGUAUGACGAGCUGUUGGGCAAGAGCGUGAAGCAGUUAUGGAUCUAUGACUUGGAGGCUUUACGAACAGAGUAUUUGAAGUUGUUGGAGGAUGACGAACGGGCCCAGGCGGAGCAUACGGUUAGAACAGGAGAUGGUGGGCCGAGUAGAAGAAGGGUUAGGAGAGCGAGAAAUGCGCCCAAGGACACUGAUGGCACCAAGAAAAUGAGGAGAACCCUCAAAGAUACAGGUGCCGUGAAGACAACCAAAAGGACAGCCAAAGAACAGAAAACGAAAAAAAUAUCGGCAGCUAAGAACGCUUCGGACACGGGUAACGUUAAAAAGCGGAAAACAUCUGUGAAGAAGAAGGUUAAUGUGAUAAACACAUCCACAGAAUCAUCUGGUGCAGAUGAACUGUGGAAAAAAUACGAGAACAGUGGUGAAUAAAUUUAUAUUUUUAUUUAUUGGAAAUGGCGGUGCUGUUUAGUCUUUCACACCAGGAUU